Chelonus insularis is the source of this 3493-nucleotide messenger RNA. RefSeq lists its product as uncharacterized. NCBI's taxonomy places the organism in Eukaryota, Metazoa, Arthropoda, Insecta, Hymenoptera, Braconidae. The transcript has 2 exons. The record is from RefSeq and is a predicted model, not a curated record. Bases 82 to 3423 code for a protein of 1113 amino acids.
CAGCCGUCAGGAUUGAAUAUAAAUUUACAGUAAUGUUCAUAUUGAGAAGUUUCUAGCCAACAUAACUAUUCAAAAUAAAAUAUGUUUACUGUGUUUAUUAAAUGUAUUUUACCUUCUUUUCUACUUCUCAUCAGUUUCAAUCAUGCUGAAGUCAUCAAUUAUGGGAUUUAUUACAACAGUGUGCCACCACAACGGAACUUAGUGCAAGACAAUGUCAAAAUUGUAACCGAAACACUGACGAUUUUGGACUCAAAAGCAGUUGGUAACACAAGUUUUUCAUUCCAAGAUGGCAUCGAGUAUCUCUUGAUAUACGGAGCACUACUUCGGAAUGAAAUAACGAACAAUUUUGGUCAACUGAUUUACAAUCAUUAUCAAGAGUUGAGUGUUUCUGAAAUUGAAGCACUGCAGAAAAUACAUUUGCAAAUUUUAGAACGAAAGUAUAACAUAUUUAACCUUCUUCCAGAGAUUUUUAAACAUGGCGACCUCAGUCCUGCAUCAAUCUGUAGAUACAUGCAGUCUCAUAUUUUCAUGUGUUUGAAAAAAUAUUCAGUUAUUUGUAUGAACAUAGCAAUUGGAAGUAAUGAUUUUCAUGAUAACAUAUCGAAUACGACAGGUUUUGGUAUUGCUCGGAAGAUACAUCAGUCUUUGAGAGGAUCUAGAUCGAAUUCCAACCGAUUUUCGGCAACUAUGGUGAUGAAGUAUCUAAAGAUAGACGAGAUUAAAGCGACAUCUGGAUUAUUUUUAGGUCUAUUGCUGAAUGUUCAGUAUGACAAUCUAGAUCAUAACAUUCAGACGGCUGAGAGACAUGUUUUGCAGGACUUGUUCCUUCAAUUUACUAGUGAAGUAAAGAGAGAUCCUAAGAAGGGCUUCAAAAAAUACGAUUCUGUGAAUUUAUUGGUGAAGAGUAAUUUGUUAGCUUAUGUAUCAGAAGCAGCCCAGGGUUACGCGAAUUACCUGAGUCAACAUAUAUACACCAAACCGACAGAAGUUGAUGAGAAAAUUGAAUUACUUGCUUUUGUUUAUGGAAAUAAAUCAAUCAACCUCAAAUAUCUGUUUGAACUGGUUUUGCCGAAUGAUACUUUAGAUGCUGAUGUCAUUGACGCUCGGGAUUAUUUGAGGGGCCAAAUGGAGGAGCAGAAUAUUUUGAGAGACUUCUUGAAAGUUAAUAAAUACCAGCAGACAUCUCCGGACCAGUUGUUGCUGGACAUCCUGAUGCAGAUUCAAGAGUUAGAUUUCAUGACUGACAUAGCUAGCGCUUUAUACACCCAUGCUCUUUUUUGGCAUCACAGUCAUUCGGUUGACAAUCUAGGACAACUACUGGAACUGUUCAAUGCUUUCAAUAAUUUACGUGUCAUUCCAGCUUAUAACAAAUUCAUGGAGACUAUAAACCAAGUCAAGGAUCAUUUAAAAGACUCUUUGAACACUGACAUUGACAUCCGAUGCACUAGACCACGGAUUUGCUUGAAAAUGGGUCUGAAAACCCUAGCUCAUUGUGAUAGCAUUGAUAACACUACUGUAGGAUUGAUACAACAGUUUCUGAAUAACUAUAAAAACGGUUGUGAUGCUAAUCUUGAAAUCGGAUCAUUGGAAAGUACUACGCCGAUUGGUUUGAUUGAAGAAAAAUCAUCAACAUUAGCAUCAGCAGCAGCAGAAUCAUCAACAUUGGCAACAUCAUCAGUUACAUCAACCUUAGAAUUAUCAGCAACGUCACCAUUAGCAUCAUCAAGAUCAACAUUGGUGUCAGUGAUAUCAACAUUAGCUACAUCAACAUCAGAAUCAUUAACUACAGGAAUGAUCAUUGAAUCUUCUGGAACUCAAAACAAUUCUAGUUUUCCGAAAGAAAUGAACUUAGUGACCCAGGAGAAUGUCAAUAACACCCAAGAAAGUGCUGCCCUAGGUAAAAAAGACUCUUCUAUCGAGCAGAUUAAUUUAACUUCAUCAGAAAAUGGGAACCUCACGCAGCCAGAGAAACUUAAAUCAUCCGAGAGCGAGAAGACUAACAACGCUACUCUGAAUAAUGACAAUUCGGCUAAAGACCAAGAAGAUUCAUCAUGCGAAAGCGGAGAAGAAUGCGGAGAUGAUGAUACUCAAGCUAUUGGAGAUCAGCAAACGUCUACAAUUGCACCGAAAAAUGAUCCAUCAGUGCCAGGAGAUCAAAAAAAAGACGACAAUGACAGUGGUAAUGAAGAUGAGGGAGCAGCUGGCACCAGUUCUGACAGUGUUUCCUGUAAGUUAAAGGGAUGUUACGAGCAAACCGAUAGCAGUGCUGAUGAAUCAGCUGCUUCAUCAAGCAGCCAUGCGCCGAAAGUUGACGAAACCACGCCAUCAAGUGACACGACAACCAGCAUUUCAGUGGAAUAUUAUCCAACUCAUCAACCCUCUACUACCACAACAUCAACAACACUGAGAUCUAAGAAGCGAAGGAAGAUCAUCUGUCAUCAUUGGAAUCGCCAUCAGCGUCAGAAAGUUAACAAAUCAACAGCAGUAACUGAAGUAGUGACUGACAAAAAGCUCAAAAGCCAUCAGAAAGGUGUCAAUGCUAACAAUGAGCAACCUUUUGUGAUGAAAGAUGCAGAAGCUAGCUCAUCAGAAGCCAAACUAUCAAUGAUUGAUGAUGAUGCAUUGUCUCAGGAGUCUUUGGAGAAGGUUUAUUACCAGAAUUCGGAAUAUGAUGAUGAAAAUAACGAAGAGUUGAACGAAAAUGAUAGUUUAGGUUCCAAAGCUUCCAGCAAAGAGGUGAAAAACCGUCUCCUAGAUAUAAAUACGCCGAAGUUUUUCAAUUUUGAGAUAAAACGUGAUGAGACAGUUUCCGAAUAUAACACGCAGAAGAAAAGAGAUAUCCAUUCAGAUGAAUCCCUAGAUGAGGAUGUUGAGGAUCGCGUGUUGGAUUGGAACUCGCCCAAGUUCUUCAACUUUGAGAUAAAGAGAGAUGAAACUGUCAUUGGUGAUAUGCAUAAUAACAUGGAGAUGUCAGUGGAUUCCCAUGAUGUAGCCAAUACGAAUAACAAUGGCCGACCAAGAAGACAUGCUUGCAAUCAGACUGCUAAUGCAUCGUUGAAGAAGAAUAGAUCUGUGGAUGAAUCUGAUGUUGCAUCAAAUGCUGAUGUUAAAAAUCGUUUGUUGGAUUGGAAUGCACAGAAGUUCUUUAAUUUUGAGAUCAAGAGAGAUGAAAGCGUGACGACUAAUCAUUCACGGGCUAGAAGAGAUGUUGAUAAAGCUGUCAACAUGACAUCUCCUGCUGUUGAAAGAACAACUGAAUCCCUUUUGUCAACUAAACACGAGAAUUCUUCUGUGAUAAAUGAUGAUUCUGAAGCCGUGAAAAAUAAUAGUAAUAACUCAAGUGAUGUAGGAAUUGGAAAAUAUUUGGGAGGUUCAGGUUUAGCAAAAUUGUUUAAUUUAGAUGUAAAGCGCAAAGAAAUGUAAUUGUUUAACUGAUAAUAAUUAUAAUGUAUGAUGCUAAUGUUAAUAAAAGAAUAGAAAAUUAUAUAAAUAA